Molecule: messenger RNA, 1419 nt
Organism: Elaeis guineensis (African oil palm)
Lineage: Eukaryota; Viridiplantae; Streptophyta; Magnoliopsida; Arecales; Arecaceae
Product: PRA1 family protein A1
Cellular component (GO): membrane
Source: RefSeq, a predicted model, not a curated record
AGACGGGUAGAGAAGCAAGCGACGGAGAGAAGCCGACUCUUUUCUUCGGAAGCAGCGGCGAAACUCCAUCCAAAACCAAACCUCCUUCCUCUUCCACUCCUCCAUCCGGAGAAGGAGAGACCAUAUAUUUUCCCUCCAAUUCGAAAACCCACCCUCCUCUAGUCUUUCUUCGUCGCAGUCCGAUUUCUUUCACCCUCGCCUCUCCGUCAACUUCGAGGUCGGAAUCGAAGGACCGCCGAUUUCUAGGGUUUCGUACGAGAGAAGAGGAGAGUUGGGAGAGUCAUCGAUGGAUUGGGGGAACGUGACGGCUGAGGAUCUGAUCGACGCCCUUCGGGAAGUGGACUGGUCUUCCCCUCCGCGUCCGGUCUCCGAAUUCUUCUCCAGAUUCACGGUCCCCAGAUCCUACUCCAAAUGGAACAGCCGAUUAAAGUGCAAUCUCUACUAUUACCGGACGAAUUACUUCAUCAUGAUCGUAUUUAUUCUUGCGAUUGGCUUUCUAUUAAGGCCUCUUGCCAUUCUGGCUACCAUUUUGACAGGCCUGAGUAUUGCAUUCCUAAAUGAUAGCUUUGCAGUUACUUUCAACGAGAAGGUAACAAGAACUGUCAGACAGUUUUCUCCACAUUUAGCUGUAAAGUUGAGGCCACCUAUAACGCCUGUUCUUCGUGGGCGGCCAUCUGCAAAAAGAGCAAUUCAUAUAUGUGGACGACCUCGUUGGGUUUUUGUCUUGGUAUUCUCAGCAGCCAGUUGCGUCCUCUGGUUAACCUCUUGUAGGCUUCUUACUGUUCUUUGGGCACUUCUCAUUGGACUGCUUGCAACACUACUUCAUGCAAGCUUUAGAACACCAAAUCUGAAAGCACGUCUGAACACAUUUCGUGAGGAGUUCCGAGCAGUGUGGCGCAAUUAUAGCGAGCUGUAAUAUUGUGGCCCUGCUGAGGUUAUAUGAUGACAUGGGCGCCAUCACAAUGUUGAAAUUCAUCAAUUUCUGUGGACGGUUGAUCUGCUGUUUUUAUAAUGGUGCAGGCCUGUUAUGGAGCAUAUUAUAGAUCAUUAAUGGUUCUAAUUUCUGCUGAACCUUUUCUGUGCCAUUUAUGAAGAAACUAUGAAUUGUAAGCAGUAAGCUUUAGUCUCUCAAUAGCAAUCACCUGUUGCUUUUGUAAUAUUUACUAUUAGAAGGUUCUCUUAUGCUGCUGAAAUGAUUCAAAUCCAUCAGAUGAUUUGAAAAAAUGUCAUGCAAGGUGUUUGCUCAGAAUCUGUAUUGUGUGGUAUGUUUUCUUGUUUCAACUUUCAAGUAUGUGCUAUCUGGCUAGGAUGGAUGGAUCCCUGGCAUUACAUCUUUAAGAACAUUUGAGUGAGCAGCAAAUACCGCUUUGUUCUCUGAACGUGAUCUCCACAAUGGAAUCUAGACUGUUUUCAGCUGAA